UCCCAAUCAGCGUGUUCCUUGCUAGGAGGCAGACACACCUCUCAUAUCUUAGGUGGAGCAGAUUAGCUGAAUUUUCGUAGCCAUUUGUUGACUUGCUAAUCCGUGAGAGAGUCGAUUUCGUCACGGGUGACAACCGCAAAAAUUUAGUGUCAAACUGUCCGAGUACAAACGUUGCUGGACAUUGUAAAAAUACUCCCGUUUCGUGCCGAAUCCACAGUUACAGUUGCGAGGUGUAACGUUUUUUAACUGAGUAGUUUGGGGGAGUCGAAGUUUCGACUACGUUCGAGUUCAUUUUCAACACGAACGCCGUUGUCAACAGGACAGUUUCACUAUGCACGAGCGGAGCGGUACUAAGAAAAAAAAUCGGAGAUCAUUCAUGGAUACUAUUAUGCCAACUUAUGCGAUGACAUCUAAAGGCAAAAGUAGAGCAGCAUUGCCGCCUCCUGGUGGCAGACAGUCAGAUGCGCCACCACUCCCAGCUCGCAGGGCGGUACCGCCUCCUCCACAGCCAAAUGCAGCAGAAGAGGAUUCAGACGAAGAUGUCAAUUAUGAAGAACCAUCAUCCCAAACUGAACAGAAUAUACAACAAGAGAUAUAUGAUGACUUUACGGAGGAUACAGACGAAUUUCCCCCACCCCCCUCAUCCCCGCCCCUACCCCCACCCCCCUCUCGUUCAACUCGUCCACUGCCAGUGCCACAGGAAUCACAGGAUCUUUAUGAUGAAUUUGAAAUGGAACAUCCUCCAGAAAUUAAUCCAUACAACCCGUCCAAGCAAGAGGAUCAGGGAGAGAUUUAUGAUGAGUUUGAAGAAGUAGCAACCGAUGAGGUUUAUGCGGACCCUGAUGAAGACAAUGACCCCCCCCCGCCUCCUCCCACUAACUUCCCCAAGACACAUGGGAGUAAAGCACCACCCCUCCCUCCAAUGGGGAACAGACGAGGAUCACAGCCCUUGCCGCCACCCCCUCGGGGGACAAAACAUGAGGAUACUCCCCCUCCUCAAGCAAUUGAAGAUCCAGAUGAUAUCUAUGAUGGUCCAGAUGACAUUGACCAGGAUUUGUACCAAGAAGAAGAUGUCGGUGCGCCACCUCCUCCCCCUCUGCCAAGCAUGAACCGGCCCAAGGUGACCAAGCCGCCCCCGACCCCACAGAGGAAGGAGAAGGAGAAGAAAGCACCUGCCAGUUCUUCGUCCGUGCCCCAGAUUGGUCUGUCUGCCAUCCAGGGUGCUCUUGGAAAGCUGCGGAGGAUCUCGGAUGAUAAGACGGCGGACAACAAAGACACGAAAAAUGAGAAAAACAAAGAUGAAAAGUCAAAAGAUAAAAAACUUGCAGAUGGGAGCAGAUCAGAGGAUUCUAAUAAUAACAACAGUCUAAACGCUGUAUUAAAACCAGUCAAACCAAAACCUGAAAUUCCCAAACUACCUAAUGUGAAAAAAGAAGAGCAAAGCUCUUCUGUUUCCAGCAUUAGCAGUAGAUUUGGAGGCGUUAAGGCAGUGCUUAGCGAUAUGAAUUCGAAGCCAGAUAUUGCAUCCAAACCAAAACCACCCUCUAAAAUGAAAGACAAACAAGAAAGUGGGGUGAAGACUGUCACUCUUCCAAAGCUGACCCCUCCAACCCCUCCGACACCUACUGUCGAGGUCGUCUCACUGAUCCCGAGUUAUGAUGAUGAUGAUGAUGGAGAAAUAUAUGAUGAUGCACAGACUGUAGAUCUGGACCCGUUGUCGAAGUACGAGUGGUAUCAUGGGAAGACAAAUCGUGCAGAUGGGAAUGCAAGACUUAAAGGCGUGGGAAAGGAUGGAACGUUCUUGGUGAGAGUAAGUGAUAAGGACCCAAAGCAGCCAUACACAAUGCAAGUGCUGUUUGAAGACCGGGUCAACAAUCUCAAAGUUCGACUAAGAGAUGACAAACGCUUUGCACUUGGGGAGUCCAAGCCAAAUGAAAUUACAUUCAAAGAUGUGCCUGGUAUAGUCACCCACCACAAAGUACAUCCAGUUCUGCUGAUUGGCACACAACAAGGGGAGAUCACUCUCAGGGAAACACCCAAGAAAAACUAGGACAAUAUGUGAAGGGACAUCACUCUCAUUGCUUCCCGGGUUAAUCUUUACAAAGAAAUUGCAAGCAACUAUAUAAUUGAUCAUCAUGAAGCAACACAAGAAUACAAAUGAUGUUGAACACUAUGUGAUAUGUCAUUAAUGAUCAUGUAUUGAAAGGAAUUGGUCUUUUAAGCUUUAAGACAUAAAUUAGGACAUGUUAAGAAAAAUUUGUUCUGUAAUACAGAUAUGGAAUGGCUUUGAACGAGUUAGGAAGUAUUUAUUGGAGUCCAGUCCUGUUUAUAUUACUUGCAUGUUAUUGCUUGUUGAGUGCUAUUGUUUGUUUUUGUGUGUAAAACAUAUGUAUAUUUGUACUGUGAAGUCCCAGUGAACUUUUUGUUAUGACUGGAUCAAUUGUCAAUCAUGUUUUCACUUAACUCAGAUUGUUAUCAAUGCAAACAUAAUCUCAGUUCAUUAUGAAAACCACAUCCUGGUAGUCACAAUGUCAGUGGAACACAUCAACGCUGGGGAAUAAACAGUUGCGAUUACCUGCUGAAACAGUGGCAUAAAAGUCAAAAUGGUGGUGAAUUUUAUCGUGAAAAUCAUUUUCGAUAUUUUUUGCUGCAUCAUCAAUAUGAUCAUGAUAAGAAGUAAAUACCCAGAAACAUCAACAGGGCAGACUUACCCCAUAUGUUUAACAACUGGUAUGACUCUGUUUUCAUGACACUAUCAACUGUUGUGUAUCGGGGGUGCAUUAAUGAUACGUUUAGAGUCAAUCCAUUGCUGAGAGUAGUUCAGUGGAAAAACAUCAUAAUAUAUUCCAAUUGACAAAUUUCAGACAUUUUACUUCUUAUAAGAAAGUCAAUUUCUGUAAAAUAGAAUAAUUCCUUCAAAUAUUUCAUGAAUUGUCUCUUAAAGGGAGAGGUCAUUGACCGUUAAGAAGCUUUGUUUGUGAAGAGUAGCUUUACCCCCGAGUGUACUCAGCCUCGCUCGCCUUAUUCCGUUUCUGCUCCAGUGACCACACCGGUGUAGGCUUAUCGUGUGACCAGACGUUUCUGCUCCAGUGACCACACCGGUGUAGGCUGAUCGUGUGACCAGACGUUUCUGCUCCAGUGACCACACCGGUGUAGGCUGAUCGUGUGACCAGACGUUUCUGCUCCAGUGACCACACCGGUGUAGGCUGAUCGUGUGACCAGACGUUUCUGCUCCAGUGACCACACCGGUGUAGGCUUAUCGGGUGACCAGACGUUUCUGCUCCAGUGACCACACCGGUGUAGGCUUAUCGGGUGACCAGACUCUUCUCCUGUUUGUAAAUAGUGCACUUAUUCUGAAAUAAGAACAAACAGACCUAAUGCAAGCCUUUUGUUUCGCUAUACAUAUUGUUUUGCAUAAGUAUAUAGAUAUACUACUACAACUGCGACGGUGAGGUGCAUGACAAUAUAGUUUUACACUUCAAAGUGACUGUAUCGCUAGCUCUCCGUUGGGCUUCGUGACAGGACAUGGAGGAUUAAGACGCAAAUGGAAAUGAGUUGUUCACGUUUUAGGAUAUUUCCUCAUUAGAAGUUCAACUUUUCAUGACUUAUGUUUAUGUACAUGUGCACACUCAUCCAAAAUGAAAUAAAUGAAAAACAAAUGAAUGGUCGGUGUAAGAUGUGACGAUGUGACGGGGAACUUGGCUGUCAGCAAGGAACCCUGGGGAGGAGAGUGAUUGGCUUCACACGACCGAGGCAUAUUUAUAUUGUAAUCCAGGCCUUGAUAAACACUGGCUUCUAAUAUUAUCAAGCUGGAAGUUGGUAUUUUGUAACUCAUCCGAAAGACAAACAAAAGCUUUCUCUCCUGUUUGCAUCUAUUUAAACAAAACUGAAGCCAUUUUACUCUGCACAGGGCUAGCUUGCCUUGUCAGUACUGUGCAGAGCUCUAUUUUGGUUUUAUGACGUCACACACAGACAUCAUUUCAUGUACGAUUUAAAAACACAGAACCGUCGAUGUACUGUCCCUAUAAAUGUAUAGACAUCAUUUCAUGUACGAUUUAAAAACA
Molecule: messenger RNA, 4064 nt
Organism: Haliotis rufescens (red abalone)
Lineage: Eukaryota; Metazoa; Mollusca; Gastropoda; Lepetellida; Haliotidae
Product: basic salivary proline-rich protein 1-like
Exons: 18
Coding region: 332-2050 (572 amino acids)
Biological process (GO): cell surface receptor protein tyrosine kinase signaling pathway; intracellular signal transduction
Source: RefSeq, a predicted model, not a curated record